CCGGAUCUUACCGGUGGCCAACUACUGCCACGACUCUGGCCGGACAUAUCCCGGCGGACGACGGCAGACCGGAGCCGACCAAUUCCAGCCAAAGCGGUACAGCGGAACGACUCUGGCCGGCGGAACACGUGCGGCGGGAGGCCACGUAUCGAAGGCGCGCGGUAGCCGGUUCUGGACCGGAGGCCGCGGCGCAGGUUUGCUGCUGAAGAACGUGCAGAACGAGCGGUGAAGUGUUGAUUGUUGGUCGUGCCCAGGAGGAGGUAGAGAAGAUUGAACUGCUAAAGAAGUGCUUUGUGUAGGAGAAAAGAAGAAGAGGACGCUAAGUGCGAAGGUCAAGGCCAUGUAGGCAAGGUUGGGGUGAAUAAAAAAUUGUUGAUCGAGAAAGUUAAGUUGUUUUUAUGUAGAAAUAGUCUUUUUGCAACACAUUCCGGAAACCAUAACAACCGAUCAAAGACGACAGUUCGAAUCCGAACUGUUCCGGGAACUGAGCCAGCUCUUGGGAAUUAAACGCAUUCGGACAACAGCGUAUCACCCUCAGGCGAACGGCAUGGUCGAGCGCUUCCACAGGACGAUGAAAGCUGUUAUCAUGUGUGUGGACUCGAAACACUGGAGCGACAAACUUCCGUUGAUUCUCUUGGGGCUUCGAUCGUCCUUCCGAGAGGACAUGAAAUGCACCUCUGCCGAAAUGGUGUACGGUCAAACGCUGAAGCUGCCUGGUGAGUUUUUCAAAGCGCCGGUGCGAGGGGAAGUGGACCGCUCGGAGUUCGUCCGUUUGCUUAAGCGAACUCUCCAACAACUCGCACCUGUUGGCGGUAGCAACCACGCAAAGCCCAAAGUAUUUUUGCCGAAGGACCUGACCACUUGUGACUUUGUGUUCGUUCGAGUUGACCACGUCAAGCGGCCGUUGCAGCAACCGUACGACGGACCUUACGAAGUUGUCAACCGAAGCAGCAAGUUCUUCGAUGUCCGCAUCGGUGGCAAGGAGAAGCGCAUCGACAGGAUCAAACCAGCAUUCAACUCCAGACGAAGGCGCCAAAACUAAAGUUAC
This is a messenger RNA of Culex quinquefasciatus (southern house mosquito), 1048 nucleotides long. RefSeq lists its product as uncharacterized. The transcript is spliced from 2 exons. Bases 548 to 1042 code for a protein of 164 amino acids. NCBI's taxonomy places the organism in Eukaryota, Metazoa, Arthropoda, Insecta, Diptera, Culicidae. The record is from RefSeq and is a predicted model, not a curated record. Gene Ontology annotation, molecular function: nucleic acid binding.